AGUGUCUCUUUCCAAAGAGUGUAAAAUUUGUGAAGACGUGGGAUGUCGAAAAAAAUCUCACCCAAAAUUUAAGCAACAAAUAAAUAGUUCCACUCCUUUUCUUCUUCCUUCUCUGUCUCUCUCCCACCAAAUCUCUUUCUCUGCCUCUCGCUUCAAACCAGGAGGCUCUCUGUGAAACCGCAGGAAAAAAAAAGCAAAAUCUGCCCAAAACCCAAAACCUUAACAAAACCAGCACUCACACAAUCCUCAUUAUGACAUGCUUCACAGCACGCCCUUCUCCCUUUCUUCACCUUCUCCUUCUCCUCCUUUCUCUCUCUCUUCUCUCUUUCUCCUUUUCUGCAAAAACUUCUUUUAUUAAUCCAGGCGGUGUUGAUGAUAGAGAGUACAAGGAGGUGCUGCCAUGGAAGAUAGAAAGGAGAUCGAUGGCGGAAGGGGACGCAGCUGCGAACACAUCGCUGGUGUUGGCGAAGGAAAGGACAAACAGGAAAGACCCUCUCGACCAUUUCAACCGUUACACCGGUGGUUGGAAUAUCAGCAAUAAGCACUACAUUGCUUCAGUUGUUUUCACUGCGGUUCCAUUCUUUGUUGUUGCUGCUGUGUGGUUCGUGCUUUUCGGCCUCACCUUGUCCUUCAUUUGUUUGUGUUAUUGCUGUUGCCCUAGAGAGCCUUAUGGCUAUUCUCGUUUAGCGUAUGCUCUGUCGUUGAUCUUCCUCAUUCUCUUCACUAUUGCAGCAAUAGUUGGAUGUCUUAUCCUCUACAUUGGUCAGGGGAAGUUUCACAGUAGCACCUCGAACACACUGGGAUACGUUGUGAAUCAAGCUGACUAUACUGCUGAAAACCUCAGGAACGUGUCAGAUUAUCUCGAUGCAGCUAAGAAGAUUGGAGUCGAUGCUGUUUUUCUGCCUUCGGAUGUCCAGAAGAACAUCAAUGAUGUUCAGACAAAAAUCAGAACGGCUGCUAACGAGCUUUCCAAUAAGACUUCAGAUAAUUCAGAGAAAAUACAAGAAGGCAUCGACGGAAUGAGAUUGGCUCUUAUUAUUCUUGCUGCUGUUAUGCUCUUUCUUGCAUUUGUUGGAUUCUUGUUUUCGAUAUUUGGGUUGCAGUGUCUUGUAUAUUCCUUGGUAAUUGCUGGAUGGGUUCUUGUUGCUGGCACAUUUAUACUUUGUGGUGUAUUUCUUUUUCUUCACAAUGCGGUCGCAGAUACAUGUGUUGCAAUGGAUGAGUGGGUUCAGAACCCUACUGCACAUACAGCCUUGGAUGAAAUUCUUCCAUGUGUGGAUAAUGCAACAGCUCAAGAAACCUUGCUGCGAACCAGGGAUGUGACGCACCAACUUGUUGUACUUGUUGAUAAAAUCAUUUCCAACGUAACCAAUAAAAAUUUCCCCUCUUCUGCUGGACCUUUGUAUUACAAUCAAUCAGGCCCCCUCAUGCCUAUUCUCUGCGAUCCAUAUAACAAUGACCUCACUACUCGACCGUGUGCAGAUGGGGAGGUAUCGUUGGAUGAUGCUGCCAAGGUGUGGAACAAUUAUAUUUGUGAGGUUUCGUCAUCAGGAAUUUGUAAGACGCCUGGUCGAAUGACGCCUACAAUUUACGGCCAAAUGGCAGCCGCGGUGAAUAUUAGCUUCGCUUUAUACCAUUAUGGUCCGUUCUUGGUUGAUUUAGAAGACUGCACGUUUGUCCGGCAAACAUUCACGGACAUAAGCCACAGACAUUGUCCCGGUCUGCGGAAAUAUAGUCAGUGGAUUUACAGCGGGUUGGUUUUGGUAUCAGCUGCCGUGAUGCUGUCAUUGAUCUUCUGGGUCAUCUAUGCAAGGGAGCGGCGGCACCGUGUUUACACUAAGCAAUUCAUUUCCAACUAGUAUGGUUGGACUUAAAAUAAGAAACCCAUUAGAUGUAUAUUUGAGCUUAGAUUACAUUGAGAGUCUGGUUUCCUUAUUCUAUGUGUAGAGGUAUUUUAGUUUAACCCAACCAAAAUUUGAGUAGCUUGGUGUGCAAAGUUAUUGUCUGACCUAGUGGGAAAAAACAAGAAAAGAUUUCUGGUGUGCUUUGAAGACAUUUAUUCGUUGUUACGUUUUUUAUUUUAGAUGUUUGUGUAAUUUUUUAUU
This is a messenger RNA of Arachis ipaensis, 2105 nucleotides long. Lineage: Eukaryota; Viridiplantae; Streptophyta; Magnoliopsida; Fabales; Fabaceae. The record is from RefSeq and is a predicted model, not a curated record.